AUGUCUAUAAAGGACGUGUAUUUUAUUUUGAUAAUGAAGUUGAUCUGCAUAGCUGUACUGGCGCUAUGCGUGUGCGCAUAUGCCAGAGUUACAAAACAAACCGCACCAAUCUCGCCGCAGAUAACCUCGCUUAACGAUAAGGAUGCUCGACAGAAGGCCAGGGUCCAUCCAGCUUUCGCCAACGCCGGUAAACGAGCUGGUGUUGAAAUAUGGAGAAUUAAUAACUUCGAACCAACGGUGGUACCGCAGAAUGAUUUUGGCAAAUUCUAUAAAGGUGAUUCCUACAUAGUUCUUAAGACGACAGCCGAUAAACGCAACAAUUUAUCCUGGGAUAUACAUUAUUGGAUUGGAAGUCAGGCCACGCAGGACGAGUCUGGUGCAGCCGCCAUCCUGACAGUGGGUUUAGAUGACAAGUUUGAUGGCAGAGCCAUACAGCACAGAGAGGCUAUGGGCCUGGAGAGCGACAUGUUCAAGGGCUACUUUCCAUCAGGGAUCCGGUAUUUAGAUGGCGGUAAUGCAUCUGGCUUCAAACACGUCGUCACGAACCCUGGCGCUGAAAAGCGCAUGUUCCAGGUGAAAGGAAAGAGGAACGUGCGAGUGAGACAGGUGGAUCCUCUCUUCUCGUCAAUGAACAAGGGCGAUUGUUUUAUAUUGGACAAAGACAAUGACAUUUUGGUCUUCGUUGGAGACAAAGCUAAGAAUGUUGAGAAGUUGAAGGCAAUAUCCAUGGCCAACCAGAUCAGAGACCAAGACCACAAUGGGAGAGGAAAAGUUGAAAUAAUCGACAAAUACUCCAGCGAGGUAGAUAUCCAGAAAUUCUUCACUGCUUUGGGAUCCGGGAGCAAAGAUCUUGUGCCCGAAGACAGUGCUGGCGGUGAUGAUCAGGCCUUCGAGAGGAACGAAGAGAACACCGUCUCUCUGUCUGAAGUUUCCGACAGCACGGGAUCAGUAAAAGUGACAGCUUUAAGAAAACCAUACACUCAAGAACAAUUGAAACCGCAGGAGACUUACAUUUUGGAUACAGUCAGCGGAAGCAUUUACGUAUGGCUAGGGAAACAGGCAUCGCCAAAGGAAAAAUCUGAAGUAGUAGCAAAGGCACAACAAAUAUUGACAUCAAAGAACUAUCCUUCAUGGGUGCAGGUAGUCAAAAUACCCCAAGGCACUGAACCUGCGGCGUUCAAGCAAUACUUUACCACUUGGAAAGAUGUCGGCAUGUCACAUUCAAGAUUAGUUUAG
Messenger RNA from Leptosia nina, 1236 nucleotides. Lineage: Eukaryota; Metazoa; Arthropoda; Insecta; Lepidoptera; Pieridae. The record is from the annotation of a GenBank genome assembly.